UACUACUCUCUUUGCUCUGCUUUCUUAAUUCCUUGCACGUACGCUUUUUUUUUAUAAAUUUUAAAAAUAUGGAGUCCAGCAAUACGACGAUCACCACCGCAACACCGUCGUCUCCUUGCUCCGUAUUGCCGCCAACUAACUCUCCAUCUCCGCCGCGGGUCGUGGCCACACCUUGUGCUGCCUGUAAGAUAUUACGGCGGAGAUGCGCGGAGAAAUGUGUGUUGGCACCUUAUUUUCCUCCCAGUGAACCCAUCAAAUUCACCAUUGCUCAUCGUGUUUUUGGUGCUAGCAAUAUUAUCAAGUUCUUGCAGGAAUUGCCGGAAUAUCAAAGAGCAGAUGCUGUAAGUAGCAUGGUGUACGAGGCUAACGCUAGGAUGAGGGAUCCAGUCUAUGGUUCUGCUGGGGCAAUUUGUCAACUUCAAAAACAAGUAAAUGAGCUACAAGCACAAUUAGCCAAAACACAAGCUGAACUUGUCAAUAUCCAAUGCCAACAAGCUAAUCUCAUGGCCUUUGUUUACAUGGAAACGGGACCAUCUCCACCAACAUCAUCCCAACAAUCUUUGGACAAGUUCACCAAUAGUACUAUACAUGCCACCACCCAAAAUAGCAUGAGUUUCCUAGAUGAAAACAACAAUUAUGGGACCCUGGAGACUCUUUGGACAUGAUCAAAAAGGAAGAUAUACGUAUAUGUUC
Messenger RNA from Solanum verrucosum, 693 nucleotides. RefSeq names its product LOB domain-containing protein 1-like. Lineage: Eukaryota; Viridiplantae; Streptophyta; Magnoliopsida; Solanales; Solanaceae. The coding region runs from base 69 to 665 and encodes 198 amino acids. The transcript is spliced from 2 exons. The record is from RefSeq and is a predicted model, not a curated record.